This is a messenger RNA of Nerophis lumbriciformis (worm pipefish), 2124 nucleotides long. Lineage: Eukaryota; Metazoa; Chordata; Actinopteri; Syngnathiformes; Syngnathidae. The record is from RefSeq and is a predicted model, not a curated record.
AUGAGGCUUGAUCCAGUGCAUUUCUCCAUGCUGGUCAUCGGGGUCUCGUUCGCCUGUUACGCCCCGAGUCUCAACUCCCUCCAGGACCAGGCGUACCGAUCAGCUGUGGUCAUUGAGGGCGAGGUGCGCUCCUCCCCGGAGAACGUCUCCUCCCGGGAGCCCUACAGUGUGAAUGUCAAAGUGCUGGACGUGUGGCCCGUCAACAGCGGCGGCCUCGAGAGGGAGCAGCUCGUCACCGUCGGGGACUUUAGUUCCGAGGCCCCAUGCGCCACGGUGGAGAAGGACCACAAAUAUAUCUUUUUCAUGGACCCGACCGGGGAGCCCUACGUGUUCAAGGCGUCUUACGCCCCCGUGGACGCCAGCGAGCCGGAGCUCAAGAAGGAUGUGGAGAGAGUGUUGUGCGAGGACUGCGCCUCUGUUCCGAAGCUGCGUUUGAUGCAAGGCCAGUCUCUAAUGGAAGGGGACAAACUGUACUUGAAGUGUGAGGCGUCAGGGAAUCCAAGCCCUUCCUUUCGCUGGUACAAGGAUGGACAUGAGCUUCAGCGAGGGAGAGACCUCAGAAUAAAAACCAACAAAAAAAAUUCCAAGGUGCUGAUCAGUCGGGUGCGUGUGGAAGACUCUGGAAACUACACCUGUGUGGCUGAAAACUCAGUUGGACAAGAAAACGUCACAAGUAUUAUCAGCGUGCACAUAUUAACUACCACCACUUUGUCCUUGGGUGUGAGUCAUGUGAGGCACUGCAACGACACGGAAAAGGCCUACUGCAGCAACGGUGGAGACUGUUACUUCAUACAUGGUAUUAACGAGCUUUCUUGCAAGUGUCCCAAUGACUAUACGGGGGAACGCUGUGAAAACUCCGUCAUGGCUGGUUUCUACAAGCUUCUCAGAAUUGAAUUUAUGGAGGCCGAGGAGCUCUACCAAAAGCGAGUGCUGACGAUCACCGGAGUCUGUGUGGCCUUGUUGGUGGUUGGCAUUGUCUGUGUGGUGGCAUACUGCAAAACCAAGAAGCACAGGCAACAUCACCUCCAUCAGAACCAGAAUCAAUGUGUGGAGCAACCUAACCGCAUGCUGGCCAAUGGGCCCAACCACCCCGGGCCUGGUCCCGAGGAAAUUCCCAUGGUUGAUUACAUCUCCAAGAGUGUUCCUACCACCGAGUGUGUCAUUAGCCACGGAGCUGAAGGUGCUGGCAACUAUGCUGGCAGCAGAAUGUCUACCCGCUCACAUCAUUCGACCACUGCCUCACAUGCAUCGAGACAUGAGGAGCAGACGUGGAGCAUGGAGCGAACAGACAGCAUGAAUUCAGACUGCCAGUCAGGUGGCCUGUCCAGCUCUGUUGGAACCAGUAAAUGCAGCAGCCCAGCUUGUAUGGCAAGGAGGGCUCACUGGGGCUGUACAGAUGUAACCAGUCCGGGAAUGCACUAUGGAGAUUCCUACGACUCAUUAAGGGAUUCACCUCACAGUGACAGGUACGUGUCCGCAUUGACCACACCAGCUCGCUUGUCUCCAGUGGAGUUUCACUACCCGCCGCUGCCUCCCCAAGUUCCAACUUUCCACAUCACCUCACCCAACACAAGCCACGCCCUCUCCCUACCACCUGCCGCUGCAACCUAUCACAGAGACGACGACCAGCCGCUGCUAAGAUGUCCUGAUGAUCGUAGUUUGUACAGGCAACCUCGACGGCCGCGUCGACCUUACCUGACAGAGAGCACAGGAAGUCUCCCAUCUAGUCCCUACCGUCUCCCUGAUGAAGAGGCCUAUGAGACCACGCAGGAGUACGCCUCCUCCAGAGAGCCCAUCCGGAGUCGACGGCGCCCGCGACGCAACCGCCUCAACGGACAAUCUCAGAGGUCAGCGGACUUACGGGACUACAGGUCACAGAGCUUCAGCCAAUCAGAGGAGGAAGAGGAAGAGGAGGAGGAAGACGAAGCUCAAGGGGAGAGCACGCCUUUCCUCAGUAUGCAGAACAUGAACAUGGACCUGCCUUUAACCGUGCCGGGUUUCCAUUCAUCGUCAGGGGCUGACACGCGGACUCACCGAGGGCUGAGUCGGCCGGGGACUCGAAGCAACGGACACAGUCGGAGCUCACAGUCGCAGCGAUUCAAGUCAGACAACAUGCCCCUUUAA